AAAAGUGCUUUGAAUCUACUCCUCUCUGUUCUCCAUCACAUGAGCAGUCGAAAGGAAUAUAUACUUAAUUAAUUACAAUUAUACUGAUAAUUAAAUGCCUUAAGUGAAGCUGACGAUCCAGUAGAAUAGAAUGAUUUGUAGCACAGUAAGGACACACCACCCUUUUUGCUGUCCCAAAGAACAAAAAAAAUUAUCAGCAGGGAAUGGAAUCUGAAAACCCCAGUUGAUCAGGCGCUCUUCCUAUUGGUUGUACCCCUUUGAUGGCGAAUCCAAGAACAGAAGCUAAUGGUUUUUGAGAGUAUAUGGAAUUCAGCCAUUCAUAUUGAGCAAGCUUGCAAAACACGAUAUAUGAACAUGCUCUAGAAAAGGAAAUUUUUAUCUGGGAUUGACCGGUUACUGUGGUCAGAGUCUCAGAGAUGGUUGUUUUUUUGUAGGGAACUUGGUAUGGAAAAAUACCCCUGAAAUCAUUUUCCAAAACCCUCUGGGGUUUUUAAAGCAGGCACUGGGUUUACUUUUCAUUCUGGAGAUUGGGUAGUUCCCUUUUGGUGUUCUUUGUGGAAAUCAAGCUGCUCAUGUUAAUGGGUAGAAGUUGAACCCUUUUUUUUUUUUUCAAUGUUCAUCUUCUCAAUGAAUUCAUUAAGAAACUUAAAACCCUUUGUUUUAUUCUGUAGAAUCUGGGUACCCUGCUUCUAAAGAAACGGAUACUUGAUUAUCUUCCUUCUCUUAAUGUAGCAUUUGCUGCAGUUUUAAACUCUCUAGUUUUCGCUUUCCCUAUAUUUCGCCAAUGUCUGAAAAGAGCAUGCUACCCUCCAGGUUUCUUUUCUGCCUAAUAACCAUUUCCAUGUUCCUUCUGAUCCUUUCUUCUUUGUUCCUCCUUCAAUUUAGCAAUACUUCUUUCAUACCCAAUUCAGUUUUCAAGUUAAUUCUUGUUAAUAGCACAUCAGUUUACUUCAAAUCCAGUGGAAAAAAUGAACAAACUAAGCUUCCUUUCGUUACUUCCGUAGCUUCACCUGUUGAUAGUAAAAGACCCAUGGGAAGAGAGGGGAGUUGUCAAAUUUCCAAUGCAAGCAAGAAAAUGGAUGCUUUAGGGCAAGGUAGAAGGAAGGGUUGUGACCCAAAUCAAGCUCACCUUCGGGCAUUUAUGUAUGACUUGCCUCCUGAAUUUCAUUUUGGAUUAUUGGGUUGGACAGGAAAGGCAAAUCAGAUAUGGCCAAAUGUUAGUAAUCCAGGUCGAAUCCCAUCAUAUCCAGGUGGAUUAAAUUUACAGCACAGUAUAGAGUAUUGGCUAACCCUUGAUCUUCUAUCAUCUGAUACUCCGAAUAUAGCUAGACCUUGCAGUGCAAUCAGAGUGAAGAAUUCAAGUCAAGCAGAUAUAAUCUUUGUGCCAUUCUUUUCAUCUCUGAGCUACAACAGGCAUUCUAGGCUUCAUGGAAAGGAAAAAGUUAGUGUUAACAAGAUGUUGCAGGAUAAAUUGGUGAAUUUUUUAAUGGGUCAGGAUGAAUGGAAGCAAUUGGGUGGGAAGAACCAUCUAAUUGUAGCUCACCAUCCAAAUAGCAUGUUGGAUGCAAGAAAGAAGCUAGGUUCUGCCAUGUUUGUGCUUGCAGAUUUUGGAAGGUACCCGGUUGAAAUAGCAAAUAUUGACAAGGAUGUGAUCGCCCCUUACAAGCAUGUUCUGAGGAGCAAUCCUGUGGCAGAUUCAGCCACAUUUGAGGGGCGUCCCCUAUUGGUGUAUUUUCAAGGGGCAAUUUAUAGAAAAGAUGGAGGAGCUAUACGCCAGGAACUAUAUUAUCUUCUCAGAGAUGAGAAAGAUGUACAUUUCACGUUUGGUAGCGUUCGAGGGAAUGGGAUCAACGGGGCAAGUGAAGGGAUGGCAUCAUCCAAAUUCUGCUUGAAUAUUGCUGGAGACACCCCAUCCUCAAAUCGCCUCUUUGAUGCCAUUGUGAGCCAUUGUGUUCCUGUCAUAAUAAGUGAUGAAAUUGAGCUACCAUUUGAAGAUGUUUUGGAUUACUCUGAGUUCUGCAUAUUUGUCCGUGCAUCUGAUGCUGUAAAAAAUGGGUUCCUACUGAAUCUUCUUAGGGGAAUCAAGAGAGAGAAGUGGACCAAAAUGUGGGAGAGAUUAAAGGAGAUUGCUCACCACUUUGAAUAUCAAUAUCCAUCUCAGGCAGGUGAUGCUGUGGAUAUGAUUUGGGGGGCAGUUUCACGCAAGAUAUCUUCAAUUCAAAACAAACUCCACAGGAAGAAUAGAUACCGCAGAUCUCAGAUUCUGCUAAAGAGGAAUUGAGAUGACAACUGCCCACUUGAAAGAUUGAGAUACUUCCUGUCCCCAAAUUCUGUAUCUAAUUGGGCUGGUUGUCAAUUCCAAGUAAGGACAGAAGCUUUAAGAGAUGCAUGGCUCUGUAUUAGCUACUUCUAGUCAUACUUCAUAAAUUGGAGAUUUUUCUUGUAGACUAGUUUUUACACAGAAAAGUGUUGUGGUUUCAGAGGUUUCUAUUAAUUUCUUUUGGUAAGAAAAAAUAGGAUGAGGGAAGAUGAUAUGGGGUUGUGCUUUCAAUUGAAUAGUAUUUCAGCC
Vitis riparia (riverbank grape) is the source of this 2569-nucleotide messenger RNA. RefSeq names its product probable arabinosyltransferase ARAD1. The coding region runs from base 785 to 2281 and encodes 498 amino acids. Gene Ontology annotation, molecular function: glycosyltransferase activity. NCBI's taxonomy places the organism in Eukaryota, Viridiplantae, Streptophyta, Magnoliopsida, Vitales, Vitaceae. The record is from RefSeq and is a predicted model, not a curated record. The transcript has 3 exons.